Molecule: messenger RNA, 843 nt
Organism: Emiliania huxleyi CCMP1516
Lineage: Eukaryota; Haptophyta; Isochrysidales; Noelaerhabdaceae
Exons: 2
Coding region: 1-843 (280 amino acids)
Source: RefSeq, a predicted model, not a curated record
AUGAAGUUCGGCCAGACGCUCCGAGCUGCGCAGUGGCCGCCUUGGGACGAGGUCUACAUCCCAUACAAGUCCCUCAAGAAGGUCCUCAAGGCGGGCGCCGCAGGCGAGGCGGGGCUCGGAGCUACAGAGGGCAGCUUCGUUGCGAAGCUUUGCGACGCCGUCAGCAGCGUGGACGCGUUCUUCACUGCGCAAGUCGGACUCCUGACCAGGCGUCUGGCCGCGCUGCGGACGGCGUCGCAAGUGUCGGGCGCCGAGCUGGCGGCCGUCUCUGAGGAGAUGGACGUCCUCUGCUCCGGUGUUGACUGGCUGAGAGGGUAUGCCGAGCUAAACCGCGUCGCGGUGCGCAAGAUCUUGAAGAAGCACGACAAGUCGUCGCAAAUCGCGCUCACGCCGUCCCUCGGGCCCUGGGUCGAACGCCGCGCCUUUGCGUCGCUACGAGGCCUGGACGCGUUGUUGCGCGCAGCCGAGAAUUUCCUCGCGCUGCUGGUCGCGCCGCUGGACGGCCGACGGUCGGGCCAGGCGGCGGGCCCGAACGGCGCUCAAGCGGCCUGCGGCGGCGCACCCGCCGCCGCCAAGGUGGAGCCGCCCGCGUCGAUCGUGUGGCAGCCGAGGCCGCGGGGCGCGGAGGUGCUGCCGCCUCCUCCGACUCGUCUGCCCUCCACCGUCGGCGCCGGCUCUAGCGUCGCCGAGGCUGCCAGCGCAGCGGCGCACGGGGCUCACAGGGAGACGGCCGAGCGAUGCGCGUUGCUGCUCACCACCUUGACCCACGCGAGUCCCGGCCAAAUGAGCCCCAGUCCGGCCGUCGCCGACACGGCGCUGCUCCAUCGUCCAGAAAUCGUUUGA